GGCAGCCCCCCUACUGAACCCAAUCGCGCGGUCGCGCCUUGUGCAUCAAACAAGGCCUCUCAAGAUGUUCGUCGUAGAAGACAAGGGUAGCGCCAUUGCUCUCAUGUGCGCCGCCCUCCUCUUCUUGGGCACAUGGCCAGCAUUGCUCACCCUCUUGGAGCGCAGGGGCCGGCUACCGCAGCACACGUACCUCGAUUACUCGAUCACCAACCUCCUCGCCGCGGUCCUCAUUGCACUCACCUUGGGCCAGCUUGGGGACAGCAAGCAAAACAUGCCCAAUUUCUUCACCCAGCUCAAUCAGGAUAACUGGCCUUCGGUGCUGUUUGCAAUGGCAGGGGGCCUUGUGCUCAGUAUUGGGAACCUUUCUACACAAUAUGCUUGGGCAUAUGUGGGUCUCUCAGUUACCGAGGUUAUCUGCGCAAGCAUGGUUGUUGUUAUAGGCACAACACUGAAUUAUUUCCUGGACAACCGCAUCAACAGGGCAGAUAUUCUUUUCACUGGAGUGGCUUGCUUCCUUGUUGCAGUCAUCCUUGGGACUGCUGUACACUCUUCCAAUGCAGCUGAUAAUGAAGAGAAACUAAGUGAAUCCACAAAUGGCUACAACCUUGGGACAAAUGGAGGUAUGAAGCCAAGCAAACAAGGUAUACAUGAUGCACUAGAGGUGGACAUAGAGAAUGGAGCUUGUGCAGAAGAGGCCACCAGAGCUGAAGCAGGAACUGCAGAAUACCUAAUUGAGCUCGAAGGCCGGCGUUCGGUUAAGGUGUUUGGAUCGAGCACCCUCAAGGGGCUUGGGCUGGUUUUCUUUGCCGGGGUCUGCCUCUCGCUCUUCUCCCCGGCACUCAACCUCGCCACCAAUGACCAGUGGCACACCCUGAAAGGCGGCGUCCCGCAUUUGGUUGUGUACACCGCCUUCUUCUACUUCUCCAUGUCAUGCUUUGUCAUCGGUGUCGGGCUCAACAUCUUGUUCCUCUACCGCCCGAUGGCCGGUGUGCCGAAGUCGUCCUUCAGGGCCUAUCUGGGUGACUGGGAAGGCAGGCAGUGGGCUCUCCUGGCCGGCUUGCUUUGUGGUUUGGGCAAUGGCUUCCAGUUCAUGGGUGGUCAGGCUGCUGGUUAUGCUGCUGCUGAUGCUGUUGAGGCAUUGCCACUUGUGAGCACAUUCUGGGGCAUCGUGCUUUUCGGGGAGUACCGCAAGUCGUCCAAGAAAACCUACACUCUGCUCGUGUUGAUGCUGCUCAUGUUUGUCGCGGCUGUAGCAACGCUCAUGGCUUCAGCAGGUCACAGGAGCACAGAGUGAUCAUUCUGGGGCCACAGGAGUACAAAGCGAAAGUUCGCUCUGCUCGUCGAGUUCAUGCUGCUCAUGUUGGUCGCCGGCUAUGGCCACGCUCAUGGCUUCGUCCGUUCAAAGGCGCACAAAGUGAUCGGCUGUCCCAUCCUUUCAUCUCUUCUUCUAGUUUGGGACUCCUCCUGCCACAAGGGCAAGGCAUAGGAAUAUUGGAUGAAGUAAGAAGGGAAGGCAAGUGACAUUGAUCCAUCCGGGAAGCAGGCCAUGCCAUGACAAAGUGGACUUUAUUCCUGAUGUUUUGGUCUCAAUGGAGUUGUUAGAUGUAGCCGCACAUAACCUGAAACAAGAGAUUUUGUAGUUGAAAGAGAAUUUUUAGGA
Molecule: messenger RNA, 1660 nt
Organism: Triticum dicoccoides
Lineage: Eukaryota; Viridiplantae; Streptophyta; Magnoliopsida; Poales; Poaceae
Product: ureide permease 1-like
Exons: 6
Coding region: 65-1294 (409 amino acids)
Biological process (GO): nitrogen compound transport
Cellular component (GO): membrane
Molecular function (GO): uracil:monoatomic cation symporter activity; allantoin:proton symporter activity
Source: RefSeq, a predicted model, not a curated record